UGGCACAGUUGGCUGGUUGAAGUGUUGGAAACUUAAUAACGUCACUGCAUGCAAAAUAUGGCAGCAGCAGGGAGAAUGAGAGAGGGAUGUAACGCACUGACACAGAGCUUUCUGUCACAGAAAACUAACACAGAAGCACAUGUUGGGCCCACGGAGGAGAUUCACCAUCUACACUGGACAUAAAGAUGGACAUGACAGAUGAUAACCACAUGGAAGGAAUGAAGAUGGAGAUAGAGAACAAGCAAACUAUGGAUAAUGUCUUUUCUGACAGACUAUCAGAUGAGACGCACCAACAUCUGACAAAUAGCGAAGGGAGAUUCAGAGUGAAAUCCAGACCCAGACUCCAGUCAACAAAAAGUUUCCCCCCUUACAGUCAGUGUAUAGGCGGACUCGGAGAGGACAGAGAUCGGGACAAUGAGCUCAAUUCAGAGUCAAGCAUCGCUCACAUGAUGAGGGAAGAUGGGAAUGAGGUAGUUCAAGACACAGAAAGAAAAGAGGACUUUGAGUUGAAAGCAAGAUGUGCAAGGGAUGAAGUGAAGGCAAAAUGGAGGACGAAGAGGAGGGAGAGGUUAGGGGGGAGCUAUGAAAUUGAUACAGGCACAUGGGAGAGUUCAAGGUGGAGUGGGAAAAGAAGGGUAGAAGAGACUGGAAGAGAGAGGGAGCAUGGUGAUAAGGAAAGGGAAGGGGGCACAAAUAGCGAGUGGAAACACUGGAGAGGUAAAAACUCGAGUUUUGAGAUAAAGAGAAAAGAAGAGGAGGAUGAGGAGAGGAAGAGAUCUCUUGUUUCAGCAAUAGAGGGAGAGAACGAGGGAAGUGGGGAGACCCCAGAGGGGAAGAAAGAAGAGGCCGAGGAGCUGCCGGGAAUGAGAGGGGGCUCCACCAUGCAUCAGUGGUCCUCCCCACAUCCAAUCCUCUCCAAGCUUCUGCACUCCUCUUCCUCCACCUCCUCUGGCUCCUCCAUCAACCUCUCCUCGGCAGAGAGUGAUGAGAACUUGAGCGAAGGAGAGGAUGCUGGCUCAAAGAGGAGGACGUUCAGGAAGUGCCGCUCCUGGAAAACCUACCUGACCAUGAUGCACUGGUCACUGCGGCGGCAGAGCUCCUGGGUCCAGCUGGCUGGACAUCAAGGUAACUUUCAGCUGAGUGAGGGAGGAGAGGUGUUGAAACUGUACAGUGAGAUGGAGGCAAAGUGCCUGGACUGCCUGAUGAGAGACCCGCUGAGACCCUUUGUCCCACAGUACCAUGGUUUGGUCACCAGGGGGGAGCACUGCUACAUCCGCCUGGAGGACCUGUUGAGCGGCCUGAGGAGACCUGUCAUCAUGGACUGCAAGAUGGGAAUCAGGACAUACCAGGAGGAGGAACUGAUCAAUGCCCGGGCCAAGUCCACCCUGCGGAGUGACAUGUACCAGAAGAUGGUACAAAUAGACCCGUCGGCUCCGUCAGCAGAGGAACACGCUCAGAAAGGGGUGACUAAGUGGCGAUACCUUCAGUGGAGGGAUACAACCAGUUCUACAUCCACGCUGGGUUGCAGAAUAGAGGGCAUCAUGAUGGAGGACGGCAGCGUCCAACGGGACUUCAGGAAAAUUCUGACUUUAGCUCAGGUCACGGAAGCAUUGCUCUACUUUACCAGGAGUCAGCUGGACAUCCUGAAAGCGUACCACUCCAGACUCCUGGCCCUGAGUGAUGCACUGAAGAAUUCACUAUUUUUCAGAACCCAUGAGGUGAUUGGCAGCUCGCUUCUCUUUGUCCACGACCACAGCAGCAAGGCCAGUGUGUGGAUGAUAGAUUUUGGAAAGACGACCCCGGUGCCUGACACGAGCGAGCUCCUACACGACGUCCCGUGGGCCGAGGGGAGCAGAGAGGACGGCUACCUCAUCGGUCUGACCUCCCUCAUCACUUCUCUGAGCCAGGCCAUCAGCGCGGCCUCCUGGCAGGAGGACAGCUGUGGAGGAGAAAAGAGUGUUACAUGAAGUUGAGACACCCCUGUAAACAACACUCAAAUUCAGGAUCAGGUGGACAAAACGGCUGCUGUUACACUUUGAACUGCUGUCUCAUUUCAUUCACUGGAAAAGACAGAGGCAACAGAGACAUUUGUUUAUGGGGAAUCUGUCUUCACGGGCUGAGGAAGAGUGACGAGGGAGUACAAUAUAGCAAAAAUCCAAAGAAAUGUGACGUGGUUGCACUGGUAAUGUAACAGUGGAGACAGUGUUUUGUUACAAAGAUUUAAGAUUUUAAGAUUUGUAAGACACUUCUUAUUUUCUAUUCCCUUAUUUUAUUUUUUUAUUCGUUGAGUAGGUCUGCAAAAACUCAGAGUUCUCAUCUGUGUUGCAACACAUGCUAAGCUAUUUUGUUUACAGCAGGAAAGCAAACUCAUAAUGAAUCACACACACACAUAUGGUUGAACAGCCUCAAGUUCUACAUGUUAGUCUCUUAAAAACACUAACCAUGCUUAUAAAAAGAGACUUUAAAAUACAGAUGAAGAUAUAUUGAUGAAAUAGAUGUUGUGAUGUUAUUAUCAGGGAUUUGAGUUAUUUACAAAUGAUGCAGCUGAAAUGUUGUCUUUUCCUGGUCUUAAACGGUCCAAGCUAAGUGAAAUAAACAAUGAAUGCCACUGUCUGCUCAGUCUUCAUAUA
This is a messenger RNA of Siniperca chuatsi (mandarin fish), 2630 nucleotides long. RefSeq names its product inositol-trisphosphate 3-kinase B. The transcript has 8 exons. Gene Ontology annotation, cellular component: cytoplasm; nucleus. The record is from RefSeq and is a predicted model, not a curated record. Gene Ontology annotation, biological process: inositol phosphate biosynthetic process. NCBI's taxonomy places the organism in Eukaryota, Metazoa, Chordata, Actinopteri, Centrarchiformes, Sinipercidae. The coding region runs from base 186 to 1967 and encodes 593 amino acids. Gene Ontology annotation, molecular function: inositol tetrakisphosphate kinase activity; inositol-1,4,5-trisphosphate 3-kinase activity.